CACACCGGUUUUUUUAAUCUGUUUAUUACUAUGCAUGUAUGUCAUUUUGUGUUUUAUAAAUUCGUCUAUAUGGUCUAUAAUGAUAGAAAGUAAAUAAAAGUUUACAAAAUUCCUCUAUGUAGAAUUUGUUAUUUUAUAGUUUUUCAUUUAUAAUUUAAUACUCACUGUUGUUUCUGUUUAAAAAUACUGAAUGAUCAAUCAAAUCUCGCAGACUAAUCUGAAAAGUAAACGCCCACAAGUGUCUUCUCUGAUGUACUAAAAACAAAGACUUAAGCUAUUGUAUGUUUUUGAGACAAAUUUUUCAACUAGGAUGAGUAUUUUAAAAAAAAGGUUAAAUAAAUAUGAUGAGAUUCUCAAUGCUGACAAGAUUGACAUUCCCAACCUCAAGAAAUUAUGUUUUCAUGGAAUACCAGAUGAAGGUGGUUUGCGGUCUUUAUGUUGGAAAUUGUUACUAAAUUAUCUUCCCAUUACAAGAGCUAGUUGGUCAGAGACUUUGACACGAAAAAGGGAAUUAUACCGCACGUUUAUAGAGGAUCUUAUUGUUACGCCAGGAGAAUCAAAUGCCGAUGGAGAUAGAGUUGACGUUACAUUAUGUGACCAUCCCUUAAAUUUAAAUCCAGACAGUCAAUGGCAAACGUACUUUAAGGACAAUGAAAUUUUACUUCAAAUAGACAAAGAUGUCAGGAGGCUGUGCCCAGACAUAUCAUUUUUUCAACAAGGUACAGAUUUUCCUUGCAAGGUAAUUGUGACUGGCAAUGGACAAAAACGUCUUCAUCGACGAGUUCAACACACUGUUUUACGCAGUGCAAACGUUGAAAGAAAAGGACUUGGUGUAACUAAGGAACAGCAGAUUGCAGUGUCUGUAAGAAAGGCGAUAGAAGAUUACGCACCUCUACAAGAAGGAAGCGAGGCUCAUUGGGAAGUUUUGGAGAGAAUUCUAUUUUUAUACGCAAAAUUAAAUCCUGGCCAAGGCUAUGUUCAAGGAAUGAAUGAAAUUUUAGGUCCUAUCUAUCAUGCAUUUGCCUGUGAUCCUUGUAUUAGUUGGAAAGAAUAUGCGGAAGCAGAUACGUUCUUCUGUUUUACAAAUUUAAUGGCAGAGAUAAGGGACUUCUUUAUAAAGACUUUAGAUGAAGCUGAAUUUGGAAUUAAUUCAAUGAUGAUUAAAUUAACUCAACAUGUGAAAGAUAAUGAUCGCGAAGUUUGGCAGCGAUUAAAUCAACAGGAACUUUGUCCUCAAUAUUAUAGUUUUAGAUGGCUCACAUUACUUUUAUCACAAGAAUUUCCAUUACCUGAUGUCAUGAGAAUAUGGGAUUCCUUAUUUGCUGACGAACAACGAUUUGAUUUUCUCAUUCACAUUUGUUGCGCAAUGAUAAUAUUACUAAGAGAUCAAUUACUUGUCAGUGAUUUUGCAGCAAAUGUCAAACUCCUUCAGAAUUUUCCAUCCAUGGACAUACAGAUUGUUUUCUGCAAAGCUGCAGCUCUUGCUGGAAUAUCUCUCGACGCGUAAUGAAAAACGAAAUUUUUCCUUCCGGAAAUCAGGGACUGAGAUUGUUAUUAUUUCUAAAUUGAAUAAUUUUUUUAGUUUCAUUUAUUUGCUAUAUAGUUUUGUAAGAUAAAACUUAUAAAAGAAAAUCUAUAUUAAUUUUAUCAAUGAAGACAAUUAAGUUCAAUUCUUCAUUAUGGAUAUUAUGGCUUAUUUAACUUUUUUGAUGACUCUGUAUGGCAAGAAAUUCUUGUCAAUCGCAGAGAAAAAAAACAGUUGAUGUCAGAUCUGAUAUUUAAAUAUGCACCCGACUUAUCAGAGUGCUCUUAUUAUGAUAAAAUACUUUUUUUACUACAAUAUAUGUCAGUUGAUAUAUUCUAUUUGACAAUAUGAAAUUAAUGAAGAGUAAAUAAUAUAUUUUUAAAAGUUAAACUAAUUUAAUAUAUUGAAAUCCAAGUCUAUAAUACUUGAGGCAGAAGGUCAAAUACUUUCUGCUUGGUUUUAAAUAACCGUAUUUUGCACAUUAAAUGAGAUUU
Leptopilina heterotoma is the source of this 2019-nucleotide messenger RNA. RefSeq names its product TBC1 domain family member 13. Bases 311 to 1507 code for a protein of 398 amino acids. Gene Ontology annotation, biological process: intracellular protein transport; activation of GTPase activity. Gene Ontology annotation, molecular function: GTPase activator activity. NCBI's taxonomy places the organism in Eukaryota, Metazoa, Arthropoda, Insecta, Hymenoptera, Figitidae. The transcript is spliced from 11 exons. The record is from RefSeq and is a predicted model, not a curated record.